GGCUCGCUGCGUCUGCAGUGGGGGUGUAUCCGCGAUCACGGCCAGCGCCUGCACGCGCAAGAGAAUGCUGUGAAUUAAACUGCUUUUGGAAUACAAAUUUUUAAUAUUCAAAGAUAAUCAUUUAGCAAGCCGUUUUCCAACUGGCAUGAAAACGGAGUGGGACUUCUUAUCUUCCGUUAACCUCGUGUAUGAAUGUAGGAUUUUAGAGCAUCUUCCGAGAAGCAGCCGAUAGGGAAGUGCCUAGCUCGGUAACUGUCGGGGUUUUAUCUCGCUAAUGCAAAACAACGCAAACAAAGAAACUGGGAAAUCGGUACGUGUUCAUCCAACUUUUCCAAGACAAAAGGAACACGUCAGUUCGUUUACUUUACUCGUUUACUAUCUAAAGUGACGCGUCCUCUCAGAUAAUCUGUUAGUUUGAAAGCUAAUGGCAUAAACGGCUAAAGCCGAAAUGCUACAUGACGAGCAAGCUUUAAAGAGACUGUAAUGAAAUAAUAACCAUAUAACAAACGCUACAAAGGACCUAUUGUUGUAAAUAUAUGACGUAUUAUCCGGAACUAAUCCACGGCCUGACCCAUGGCUGAUAUGGAGAUUCCAGUGCCUCCGAAAUUAUAUACCCAGCUCUCCUGGAGUUUCCUAGUGAAGACAAUCUGAGGGUCAGAGACUCAAGUGCCUCAAGCACUGCUGUUCUGCUGCUCCUGAGUGUGACUCGUCCCCACGACGUCACCAAUGCGACCAUGGGAAAUUGCAGUCAAUAGGCGGCCACCAAUAGCCCCCUUAAAUCAGAGGAGGUUCCAGGGGGAGCCUUGUCACGCCCCAGUGCAUCUCAGGAGAAGUCCUCCCGUGAGACGGCAGUGGGGACGCAGAGACAGACCUGUACUGCACAACUUCCUGCACCAGGGUGAGAACUUCCACUAUCCUCUCCUGUCACAGCAUCAGCAGCAGAUUUCUGUAGAUGAGUCCCGACUGUACAGUCACACCAGCGUACCGCCACGAAUGCUCCACCCUGCCCCACACCCGCCUCAACAGAACCCCAUCAUGGUGGAUCUUCAUGAGCAGAUGCACCAGGGACCGGUCCCGAUAUCUUACACAGUUACCACGGUGACAACACACGGUUUCCCCCUGCAUACCGGUCAGCCUAUCCCAGGGUGCAACACACAGCAGCUCCCAGCAUGCUCGGUAAUGUUCAGCGGACAGCACUCUCUCCUCAGCCGCCUUCUUCCCCCUCUGAUUCAAGCCUGUACAAUGCAGCACUUGCCAGUGUCUUACCAAGCCUUCCCGCCUCUGAUCUCCAGUGAGCAUUUUAUAUUGCACCCCCCACCACCAGUGCCCCCCCAUCAGCCACCUCACCUUACUCCCAUAAGCCAGUUCGUCCCUCUGCAGCCACAGCCCCCCCGCAUGCCUCUGCAGAGAGUAGAAAAUGAAGUGGACAUGAGAGGUGAGCAACAUCCUGUGGGUGGAUUCGCUUACCCUCCCACCCACCACCCACCAGCAAUGCCCCCAUCUGUCCCCCUUCAGUAUCUCCCUCAAGACCCUCUGCACCAGGACCUGCCCUUCGGAGUGCCAUAUCCUCAUGUUCUGCCACGACGUGUUAAUGGGCAGAGAUACAGGUUACAGCAGCCCUUACCUCCCCCUCCUCCUCCACCUCCCUACUAUCCAAGUUUCCUGCCGUACUUCCUCUCUAUGCUUCCCGUGCCUCCAGCUGCAGUGGGGCCAGCGAUCAGUUUGGACCUGGAUGUGGAUGAUGUGGAAAUGGAGAAUUACGAGGCGUUACUAAACCUCGCUGAGAGGCUGGGAGAGGCCAAACCUCGCGGACUCACCAAAGCCGAUAUCGAGCACCUUCCGUCCUAUAGGUUCAAUCCAGAAAAUCACCAAUCUGAACAAACCCUGUGUGUUGUAUGCUUUAGUGAUUUUGAGUCUAGGCAGCUACUUCGAGUAUUACCAUGUAACCAUGAGUUUCACGCUAAAUGUGUCGACAAAUGGUUAAAGGUAAGAUAUAGAUUUCCUUUUUCUUGUAUCCUUUGUUGGUGCAGACAACUCCAAUUUCUUCCUCUUUACUCAAAAAUAUUUGAAGAAUACUUUAGGAAACAAAUGGUAAGAUAAAUACUGCAGAAUACAGUAGCCCCUUCACAUUCGCGGACUUAACAUUUGCAGUUUUGGUCAUUCAGGAGUUGGCUGUAAACAAUUUUUGGAGCUUGCUGAAAGAUUGCAGAAACUUGAGCACGAUGUAUAAGCCAGUACUGACUGAUUUGGAUUGCUGAAAACAUGUAAUGUAACUGUAUUCUCUAUCUUUAAUAUUAAAAAUCUCAGCUUGGGUACUACAUGUAUCUUUGUCUCAGCAGCCAGCCUCACUCCUGUAUUCGCUGUCUUUGUCAAUCUCGCAUUUCUCACAGUGACUUUUAAACUUUUCAGUGCCGUUAAUUUUGCAUUUUUAAUAAUACGUCCAAAUCGUAGUUCAUGUUCAUUUAGGCUAUCAGACUGUUAAGGGUUCGGGUUAGGGAUGUCCAAGUAUAAUUUGCAAGUUUUGACAUUUCCGGGUAUCUCGGAACAUAACCUUCAGGAAUGUGAAGGGGAUACUGCACGUUCAUUUUAAAUAAUAAUGAAAAAAAAUUGUUUGGCCUAAUUCAAAUAUCUUGUGUUGAAUAAUUUGGGAAAAUAUUAAUGUAAUUUGCAUGUUUCUGUAUGUUUGUGUGGAGUAGAUUCAUCAUAAAUAAAAUGCUGUCCUUAUGUUCAUCUAUACAUCACUUCUUAUAAUUGUAUCUAGUAGAACUACUCUAGCCAAUGGUGAACAGAAAAAGUAGAGAUGUGAAGCAGUCUGGUGUUUCUGCAUGUGUAUUUUGAUGCACAUUAGUCUGUUAUCCAGAUUUAACUUGAUUUUUCGUAAUCAUAACCCAUGUCUCAAACUCUGGUGUUCAGUGGUAGCGCCUUGACUUUAUAUUUCAGUUGUGCAAAAUAAAUGUGCUCAGAGAAUAAUUUUUCAUUUGCAACUAUUGAAGUUAAAUUAUCGAACCUGACAUAUCAAACUUUUAUCCCUCCCCCUCGACAGUUCAGGGUGGGGGAGGGGCGCUAUGAUCCGCAUUGGUGCAGCUUAGUUUUUGUCACUGGAAGCUGCAGUAAUGGAGAUGCAGAUUGGCCCUUGCAUUCACACAAAGCUUAACACCCUUUUCUUUGUAUUACAGACUAAUCGCACUUGUCCAAUCUGUCGAGCCGAUGCAUCCGAGGUCCACCGGGAUGUGGAGUGAGCCCAGAUACGGUUAAUCCAAUGGGGGGGGGGGGGAAAACAGCACAAUAUAAAGGAGUCUGUUUCACGUGGAGACACGGGGCAUAUGGCACCCACCCCAUGUCCCCCAAGUAAACGAAAACAAAAAUGUCCCACCCACUCCCCGCGCCUUGAACAAUAAACAGUCUAGCAACAUAUCUGGAGCUCUGUCGUUACCUCUGCUGAGCAUUGUGUGAGAUUGAUGAAAGCUACUGCAUAGUAUAGCCACAUAGCCAUAAAUUCUGGAGUUGUCCUGUGUACUUGUUUUGCCCUUGUGUUGCCAAUAUUCCAAAGAUUUAACGUGUAUAAUCUUUCGUUGUGUUGCAACUCUAUGGAAGAAAAGUAGGCAUUUUUUUCCUAAUACUAGUUUGAUUUCUUUUGUUGUAUUUUGUAGCUUAGACUCAUUCCAAGUACUACACCAGUGAUUUAAAUGAGUUUUGGAUUGUGGCUGGGAGAGUAUGGAGCUACGUGUUGUGCAAACAGCAGAUGAACAAUAAGAAGAAUUUCUUUUUUAUGGUUAGUAGCAAACUGGACCAUUCCACUGGCUUUGGAUAAAAGCUUAACCACCAGAGAUGCAUGUUUGUAUAGGUGAUGGGCAACGUGAAUUGUUAAUAACGUAUGUUACGCAAUAAUGUAUUGAUGAUUUUGAUAUUUCUUUCCCAGUUUAUUUUGUUUAAUUUUUUUCAUUUUAAUCAGCGAAUGCUAUUGUGAAAGUCUUGACUUGCUGUGGUAACAGGUGCAGUAUCUCUUUCAGGCCUGAGGUAAAAGAAAAAUAGGAUUGGGACUGAUAAAGAUGUGCUGGUUUGAAACCUCCUUUAUGCUUUAUCGCUCACAAAACUAAAACAUUUAAAAGGAAUCUCUCCUGGAAGGAAGGGGGGGCGUUGCAGUGGAGUUGCCAUCAUCGCUCUUGUAGAGGGCAUCGUUUCAGACAUCUGAUACCAGGGGAGACAGUGGGACGUGGAGAUUUCCUCACGCCAGGUCUGCUGGGCCGCGCUACCCCAGCAGCACAUCCUUCAAGCCAGCCUUGUCCCUCUGCCAAACACUCACCCUCUCUCCCAUUCUUGGAGCUGUUGCUUUGUGUGGCUACUGGAUCCAGGGGAUUGCUGGGCAAAUUUGCAUGGGCUGUUGAUUUAGAUUAGCAAUAUUUAAAUCAAGAAUCACCACCAUUUAAACUGUCAGGAAAACAAAAAAAAAAAAAAAAAAAUACUUGGUUAAACCAGGAGGAACCAGGUUUGAUGGAUGGCCUUUGUCUUACCAUUCUUUACACUUCUGCAUCGGCCAUGGGAAGACGGUCGUCAUCCUGCUACAUCAAAGUUGACUUUGGAGAUGUUGGGAGUCCUUUGCAGAAAGCAAUAUGUGCAAUUAGUGCCGGUGUUAAACCGAACACUUCUUCAUGUUUUAGGAAGGCCAGGUUUUUCCUCGUUUGUGAACCAAAUACUCAAUAUAUUCUUCAAGAUUUCAGCUCUGCCUUUCCAAGACCUUGACAAGCACAAAUGUAUUAACUACUCAUCUUAAAAAAAACAAUCUUUCUGUUAUGUUCACUUGUUUUAAUAGUAGGGUUUUUAAAUUCUUAUUUAUUGGUUUUAUCCUUGAGAGAAAACAAACUGAAGGAUGAGGUGAAAGUACUAACGUGAUAUAUAAUUGUGUGAUGUAUAGGCAAUUUUGUCAGGUCUCAAUCCUUGUAUUAGGUGGUGUGUAAAAGAAACAUUUUAAGCAUUGCAAUGAAGUGAACAGCUUAAAUGGUCUUGUUUUUAAGACAAAAGAAUGUUUAAACAUCAAUAGCAUUGCAUAAAGAAUCCUGUGUAUGUAAUUUGUGAGUUUCACGGUGAGCAUGUUGGCCAUAGUUACACAAUGAUUAGAAAGGGAUUAAAAGUGACAAAAGAUGGAGCUUUAUGGUUUGGCUGAGCAGGACACUGACACUUCUGUCCACAGUUGGUAUUGCUCAGGCAUCCAAAAACCUAAUUUGAUGGUUCACAAAAUUCAUUUGCAUUCUAAGGUGUUCUCAGAAGUGCUGUAAGUGAGACGACCCCAUCAAGGAACUGACCCACCAAGCACUUAUUGGCAGUCUUAACACUAAAGAUGGAGACUUUCCUUCCCCGUAAAGGGACCUUGCCAUGUUUUAUUGAGAAUGUCUCCAGUGCCUCUAGUGUACUCACUUGAAAAAAAGCCAUUUUAAUGAGUUUAGCCCAGAGUUUAGGUAACAAACCUAUAUAUACACAUAUCUGUUCACUGGCAUAUAUAUUAUUGUGAGUUUCACUCAGGGCCUUUCAUUUAUUAAA
Molecule: messenger RNA, 5535 nt
Organism: Paramormyrops kingsleyae
Lineage: Eukaryota; Metazoa; Chordata; Actinopteri; Osteoglossiformes; Mormyridae
Source: RefSeq, a predicted model, not a curated record